AAAACGAGAAAGUGAGAGCUAGAACUUCAUAAAUGAAGACUGAAAAAUCUGUCAUUAAGCUAUGAAACACUCGAUGAACAAAACAAAUCCAAAACCCUUGCUUUAGAUUUUAUCUUUUGUUAAUUCUUCAACUUUCCCAUGACAACACUUCUGCUGUUCUCCAUAAACCUCUCAACCUUUAACACUUCACAAUUGCAUAAUCAUUUCUGCAAGGAACCCACCAUUUCUUGUUGCUCUCUAUCAAGGCCAAAGUUUGGUUCUUUUCAUCAAAGCAACUACAAGUUGAGAGCUUUAGGGGAGGAGAGAUUUUGGUGUUACUUGGGAUUGGGAAGGGCCAAAGAUGGAACAUUGGUGAAAGAGGAGGGCUUGAAGAGGAAGAAAAGAGUGGUUCUGGUGAGGUUUAAUCAAGGUUUUGGGUUUAAUGGUGGUGGUGGUGGUGGGGGUGGGGGAGACAACAAUGCAAAUGCAAGGGUUUUGGGUAAUCUUGCUUUGGCUAUUUUGUUAACUUAUCUUUCGAUGACUGGACAACUUGGUUGGGUUGUGGAUGCUAUCGUCUCUAUUUGGCUAAUUGUUGUGCUUGUUCCUAUUGUGGGCUUGGGAGCUUUUCUUUGGUGGGCAGGUCGAGAUAUGGUGCAGGGCACUUGCCCAAACUGUGGAAAUGACUUUCAGAUAUUCAAAUCUGCUCUGAGCGAUGAAUUGCAGUUGUGCCCCUACUGCAGUCAACCCUUCUCAGUUGUGGAUGACAAGUUUGUUAAGGAAUCUGUGAGUUUCUCCAACGAAUCUACAACGUUCGGACAAGCAUUCAGUGAAUUCUUUCCUGGUUCUAACAAAGGAAAGGAGUCUUCGAAAGCCAUUGUUGAUGUUGAAGCAGAAAUCAAAGAUGCAGAAUAACGGCUGAUGUCUAUAGUCCUUUUGUAUUUUAUACUUUGUAAUGAUCUUUGAAUGAGAAACAUGAUCAUCUUCGUUUCUUAGCCAGUGGCAUUUUUCCGUCAUGGUAUAGAUGUAUCUGAUAAAGGCUUUAGUCUUGGGGGUUGAAGUGUCUUUAAGUGCUCAUACAUGGUUUGUUAUAGUGAACUGGAGAUGGUGAACAACUUUGCAAAGAUGAUGGGUGAGCGAAGUGACGCUGCAAAUGUAGUCUAAAAUUUUGACAGUUAGUUGUAUAUCAUGAGUUGAUAGCUUUCUUUUGUGUCUCGUUAAUCAUAAUUUUUCUGUAAUAAGGGCUUGAUAUACAAUUUGAAAUGUAAUAAGGGCUUGAUAUACAAUAAUAGAAUUCACUGGAAAAAGGCUGGUCAAAAGAGUUUUGGUUAAUCUGUUGGAUAAUUUGGUUCUUGUGUUCA
Messenger RNA from Pistacia vera, 1337 nucleotides. RefSeq lists its product as uncharacterized. Bases 139 to 891 code for a protein of 250 amino acids. Lineage: Eukaryota; Viridiplantae; Streptophyta; Magnoliopsida; Sapindales; Anacardiaceae. The transcript has 6 exons. The record is from RefSeq and is a predicted model, not a curated record.